This is a messenger RNA of Mytilus trossulus (common blue mussel), 2211 nucleotides long. RefSeq lists its product as uncharacterized. The record is from RefSeq and is a predicted model, not a curated record. Bases 1 to 2211 code for a protein of 736 amino acids. The transcript has 2 exons. Lineage: Eukaryota; Metazoa; Mollusca; Bivalvia; Mytilida; Mytilidae.
AUGCUUAUUGAUGCUAAUGUUGUUCCUAAGAUAACAGGAUCAAUACUAAGAAGACCUCUACAAAUGGAUGUAUGUGAAAAUGUGAAAUACUUAUGUAACAAUCUGCAACUUGCUGACACACUGCCUAGUAGAUUAGAAAGUUCAACAAUAGAGAUUCUUAUCGGAAAUGAUUAUUAUUUAGAUAUCAUAUUGCCACAGAAAAUAGAAAUUCAACAAGGGCUUUAUCUACUUGGCUCUAAGCUAGGAUGGAUCCUUACAGGAAGGUCACAAUUAAGUGAUGAAGAAAGUGAGAACAAAAUGUCCAUGACAGUAAAUGGCUUAUUAACUUUAACAGAAUGCUGUCUUCACUCUACAAUUGACACAUGUCUUCAAAUCAAGCCUUCCAUUGAAGAUUUCUGGAAAUUGGAAACUAUUGGAAUACAAGAUUGUCCAUAUGCAUCAGACGACGAAAAUACUUUGAGUAACUUUGUCACCUCACUCAAAAUGGAAAAUGGAAGAUAUCAAGUAGCCUGGCCAUGGAAAGAAAAAUUACCGGAACUUCCUGAAAAUAGGGAACUUGCAUACGGAAGACUAAAGUCACUUUUUCAGAAAAUGAAGAACAAUCCUGACCUAUUAAACAAGUAUGAUGAGAUUAUUCAAGACCAGUGCAAAAAGGGUAUCAUAGAAAAAGUGUCUAGCCAAUGUAGUAAGGAUACCGGAAUCAAACAUUACAUACCACAUCAUGCUGUAGUUGACCCAACCAAACCUACAACUAAAGUAAGGAUAGUUUAUGAUGCAUCUGCCAAAUCAAAACACGAGAAUAAAAGUUUGAAUGAUUGCCUGCACAGAGGACCAGUAAUGUUACAAGAUUUAUGUGGACUCUUUUUGCGUUUUCGAAUGAACAAAAUUGCAGUAGUUGCUGAUAUUGAAAAGGCAUUUCUCCAAAUUGAACUACAAAAAAAUGACAGAGAUGCAACCAGAUUUUUUUGGCUAAGAAACAUUAAUCAUCCAACUGUAGAAAAUGAUGUACAAGUUUACAGAUUUUGCAGAGUGCCAUUUGGAGUUAUCUCAAGUCCUUUCCUACUUGCAGCAACUUUGGACUUUCACCUUGACACAUACAAAAAUGCAACAGCAGCAAAUUUUCGAGAAAACAUUUAUGUGGAUAAUGUAAUUACUGGAGUAGAUUCGACAGAGAAUGCAGUUACAUUAUAUAAAGAGGCAAAACAAAUAUUCAGUAAUGCAUCAAUGAACUUAAGAGAAUGGGCAUCAAAUUCACAGAAAUUUUUAGAAUGCAUUCCGAAGGAAGACCAGGUGAAUAGAGAAAAAUUAAAGGUUCUUGAAUUAACUUGGACAAUAAAAGAUGAUACAUUAACGGUGAACAGUGCAAGAAAUGAUAACAUGUUUCCAAUCACCAAAAGAGAAGUAUUACAGAGAGUGGCUUCUGUGUUUGAUCCACUUGGAUUUUUUUCACCUGUGACUUUAAGAACCAAGCUUUUCCUCCAAAUGUUGUGGAACAAGAAAAUGGAAUGGGAUGAACAACUGACAGAGGAAGAUAUUCAGCAAUGGAAAGAAAUCUCUUUUGAUUUAGAUGAAAUUCAGGAAUAUCAUAUUCCUAGAGCUAUUGGGCUACCAGGGUCGAAAAAACCUCUAGCAACAUUUGUUGAUAAUAGAAUAAAAGAGAUUAGGCAGCAACAAGACAUUCAAUUUCAGUACGUCUAUACGAAGGAAAAUCCAGCUGAUGUUGCAAGCAGAGGCACAACAGUAGCAUUGUUAAAAGAAAACAGCCAAUGGUGGCAUGGUCCCUCUUGGUUAUCAAAACACAGAACUGAGUGGCCUAGUUGGGAUCCUCACAAUAUAAGUGUUGACAAACAAAAUUCGAUUGAAUCAGAAUACAAGGUAUCUAAAGUAUUACAUGAAGCAAAAUUGCUUGCUGGAGAGGGUCCUGACGGAGAAACACACAGUGUUGGAAAUUCGAAAUCUAGUGUUGGGUAUCUGUUAGACAUUGAUUGUAGCAAAUUUUCCUCAUUUAUCCGCUUGAUCAGAGUAUCAGCUUGGGUAUUGAGGUUUGUUAAACGGUUAAAUAAAGAGACAAUAGCUGGUCCUCUAACAGCUGCAGAGCUAGAACACGCAAAGUUAUUGUGGAUAAAAUCUGUUCAAAAACAAUGUUUUGGUGAAGUGAUGAUCAGUGGGAAAGCCACGGAUCGAUUCUGCGCAUCCUUCCAUAUGACGUAA